GUGCUGGGAUUACAGGCAUGAGCCACCGCGCCCGGCCAACACCUACUCUUUUCACCCUCCCAGGUAUCUAGAGGGUUGAGUGGGAGGGAAAUUGCUGGUUUGGGACACUACAGUAACACCAGCACCUAGAGCAGUGCUCAACUGACUGAAGGCUCCUGUGAGUCGCCCUCUCCCCCCGGCCCCUCAACCCGCGGGGAAGGGCUGGUGGGAGGCCCGGGAGGCCACACAGCACCUCGAUUACGGCAUUUCAUUCGCCACUGCACCAUCUAUCGGACACUAGCUAGGUUCUUCCAGGACUGGACGCACCUCCGCCCCCAAGGUGCCACCUGACAGCCAACACUGACAGGAUGAUGCAUGAAUACAGUCAUUAUUCAAAUUAGCUAUCACCUAACUCAGUCGGGUGAGUCUCACCAGUUCUUCUGGGCUGACUGUCCCGCCCCGCACUCACACCCGGGGGCGUCGGGCGGGAGAACGCGUGCGCGCUGACUGGGGAUGGCGGAGGCAAGGCCGGGCACGCGCAAACGCGGGCGCGCCGCCAGGCCGUGCUAGGGCGCGGAAGACGCAUGCGCGGGCGGCCCGCGCGGCCUUAAGUGCAGCGCCGACCUGGAGCGGCCCAGUCGGCCUGUCAGCCGGCUUCGAGGUCAGGAUGGCUAACUGGCUGGCUCCCUACGUGGUGCCCUACGUCUACAUUACACCUUAAAGAAGCUGAAGAGAAGAUGUUAAAAUGACACUUGACAGUAUUCUACAAAUUGUCUGCAAAGCUGGAGACCUUAAAAUAAUGGAUUCGUUGGCCACUAAGUUCCUGUUCACUUCUAGGAGUAUAAUACCCUCAUUUGAUAGAUGUGGAAAGAAGUUAGAAGGUGUCCCUUGCACAUACAAAAAAGAACCUGUUCGUAUAUCUAAUGGAAAUAAAAUAUGGACACUGAAGUUCUCUCAUAAUAUUUCAAAUAAGACUCCACUUGUCCUUCUACAUGGUUUUGGAGGAGGUCUUGGGCUCUGGGCACUGAAUUUUGGAGAUCUUUGCACCAACAGACCUGUCUAUGCUUUUGACCUAUUGGGUUUUGGACGAAGUAGUAGACCCAGGUUUGACAGUGACGCAGAAGAAGUGGAGAAUCAGUUUGUGGAAUCCAUUGAAGAGUGGAGAUGUGCCCUCGGAUUGGACAAAAUGAUCUUGCUUGGGCACAACCUAGGUGGAUUCUUGGCUGCUGCUUACUCGCUGAAGUACCCAUCAAGGGUUAAUCAUCUCAUUUUAGUGGAACCUUGGGGCUUCCCUGAACGACCAGACCUUGCUGAUCAAGACAGACCAAUUCCAGUUUGGAUCAGAGCCUUGGGAGCAGCAUUGACUCCCUUUAACCCUUUAGCUGGCCUAAGGAUUGCAGGACCCUUUGGUUUAAGUCUAGUGCAGCGUUUAAGGCCUGAUUUCAAACGGAAGUAUUCUUCAAUGUUCGAAGACGAUACUGUGACAGAAUACAUCUACCACUGUAAUGUACAGACUCCAAGUGGUGAGACAGCUUUCAAGAAUAUGACUAUUCCUUAUGGAUGGGCAAAAAGGCCAAUGCUCCAGCGAAUUGGUAAAAUGCACCCUGACAUUCCAGUUUCAGUGAUCUUUGGCGCCCGCUCCUGCAUAGAUGGCAAUUCUGGCACCAGCAUCCAGUCCUUACGACCACAUUCAUAUGUGAAGACAAUAGCUAUUCUUGGGGCAGGACAUUAUGUAUAUGCAGAUCAACCAGAAGAAUUCAACCAGAAAGUAAAGGAGAUCUGUGACACUGUGGACUGAACACACUGAAGCUCUGAUGGGAAAACCUGGUUACUGAUACAGUUGUUCAGCAAUAAUUCAUAGUAUAUGCUGAAGAGUAAUGAAUACAACACAAGAACCAGGCAGCCUUCUUGACUAUACUUUGCACAUGUUUUCUUUAGGAAUUCACUCGCACAUUUAAACCAGUUAGUGCCUUCUAGAAGAAUGGCUUUCCUUUCUCCUACACAAAAUUAAAAUAUACAAGUCUCUAAAUUUAAUACCUUUAAAUAAAAGGUUAUUUGUCCCUCUCAUGUACUGAAAAACUAAUUUUUCAGCUGAAAAAUUUUUAAUCUAAUUUUGCUAAUCAGUUACUUUUUAUAUUGCAAUCUAUAUUGCCAAUUUAGGAAGUGAUUUCUGAGUCUCUUACACUGUAAAGGUGCACUUUAUUUUCUUUGUCUUCCCCAUCAUGUAUUUAUUGUGUCUGAUGACUGAUAUUAAUCUAAAUUCAAUGUGUUUUUAUGUAAAAAAAUCUGUCAGUUGUUUAGAAUAUUUCACUUUGUUUUUGAAAUGGAGCAACAAGGCAGAGUUUCGGUUAAAGGAUGGGAGUUGAUCACUAUCAUUACUUUUUCUAGUUUACCUCUUUUUUAUAUUUAAGGCUGCUAAGCCAUGUUCAGCAUUUUAAAUGUGGUCUAUCCUGACAUACACAGUGUAUAACAACAUAACUCCUUGGAACCUCCUAUGUGUGGUAUGAUUCUACACUUCCAAGGAACAUGACUUUAAUACUUCAGUGAUUCAGGUACUGAAAAGCCUUAGCUGAAAGGCUGUUCUUUGUUUCUCCCUUUCAUACUAUUCUUUUCCAUGACCCAGGAUACAGCAAAUGAAACAAAUUUCUUCACUUAAGGGGAUAUUAAGACUGUUACUUCCUAGUAAGCUGAGUAAUGUCGUAUUUUUAUUAACAUCUAACUUUUGUAGAUGGGUGCUAAAAAUGCAUACAUUUUAACCACUAAAAUAGAAAAACAGGUGGUGCUAUUAUGUCUCAUGGCACCAGAAAUGAGCUAGCACUUGGGUUUGUUGUUGUUGUUGUUUAAGAGUAUUGUGUUAAUUAAAUCAUUACAUACUUGAAGUUAUAUUACAAAAAUUCUAAAAGGUUGAUUGAACUAUUUUUUUAGGAACUACCAUCAAGUGUAGAAUUUUCUUGCAGUUUUAAAAUGAGGAAAACUUCUUUGAAACUGUGAAAAAGCUCCAUGUGGUAACUGGCUGCUGAGAAAACCCUUCACCAAAAAAAUAAAUAAAAAUUGAAUAGGAUUGUCAUCAAGAAGGCAUCUUUGGCUAACAUUGCUUGUCCAGGAGAAAGGUAGCUAUGUAAAUAAAAACAGUGAACUAGAGCAAA
Messenger RNA from Cercocebus atys (sooty mangabey), 3125 nucleotides. RefSeq names its product abhydrolase domain containing 5 (gene ABHD5). The record is from RefSeq and is a predicted model, not a curated record. NCBI's taxonomy places the organism in Eukaryota, Metazoa, Chordata, Mammalia, Primates, Cercopithecidae. Gene Ontology annotation, cellular component: lipid droplet. Bases 725 to 1777 code for a protein of 350 amino acids. Gene Ontology annotation, biological process: negative regulation of triglyceride storage; positive regulation of triglyceride catabolic process. The transcript is spliced from 8 exons.